UUUGAUUAUUGAUAACAAAGUAAUUUAUUUUCAUGAUUUUGAUUCUUACAUUUAUAAAGUACUUAUAUACUAAUAUUAUUUAUCUGUAUAAUUACAAGUUUGACGAUAUUUGAAUUUUUCUACGACCUUUAAUUGAUGUGGUGCUGUGAUGACAUUUAUUUACAUGUGUAAGUGUACUGAAACUGUUUAAUCUUGUAAAAAAGUUUACUAAAAAUUAAAUUGGAAAACUAUCACAUGGGCACGAAGGAUCAGUUUGAAAGUAAAUGGUGAAAAAGACAAUCGCUAGCUCAGAGCACAUCAUAACAAUAUUAUAUUAUAAUGAUGGAUGAAGAUCAAUUGUCCAUAGAUGUACUACCCGACGAGAUUUUGCUCAACAUAUUCCGAAUGCUGUCCGCGAAAGAGUUCGUCGUGUACAUGCCACUCGUCUGCGAAAAAUGGUCGCGAAUAAUCGCGUCAGACUCAUGUACACUACAGCGGAUAGGAAUGUACCACGAGAACCGUACCGGAACCGUCGAGUUCUUCUACUUCCGGGAUGAACGCAAACGGUCGGAGAUGUUCCACUGGCCAAUCGACGAUUUUGUACAGUUGUUGCUGCAGGCGUCCAAGGAGAAUCUUAAAUCAUGGCCGGUGGUUUACGAGGACGUGUUCUACGCGUGCACUCGGUACGCGGAGAUCUACAAGCACAUUGCCACGCUGGUGAUCUCGUCUCCUCUAUCCGUGUACGCUACCCAAGGGUUUACGUAUGUCGACGGUCUGACCAUGUUAGUGUUUCACGGCGUCAAGUUCCGGGAGCAAGACCAGUACACGCUCGCCGAAUUGGGCGCUGUGUACGCCAACGUGCUGGACGUGAUAUAUGUUAAAUGUUCGAUAGAUCCGCGCUUCGAUUUAAAGUUUCUGCACAGCGGAUUUAGGUGUCUGCGGCGGUUCCGGGCCGACCACUACUCCCUCAACAUUCAUUUCUUGGAGUACCUGUUGCACACUCACCGCCAGACCCUGGAAACGGUCGAGCUGCGUGACUGCAAGGUGACCGGUGAUCAGUGGAUAAACGUCUUGUCGCAGAGGCUCCGCGGACGGACGAUCAACCGCUUGACCAUGCGCAGUCCGUAUUUCACGGCCAAGCGCGUGGAACAGUUUAUGGCCACUACCGACUUGGUCCUGCCUGAUGAUAAAUCCAAUGUGAUCAUUGAUAAUAAUCGAAUAGGUAGCAGGAUCGAGUUUUUCAUUAACAUCGAUCCCAUUAUAAUAUGAUGAUAUCGUUAAUCAAGUUGUUCGAAACAAAUGAUACAAACUAGAGUAAAAAAUAAAAUAAAAAUCCAGUCUUCGUUCUCGAGCCACGAGUAAGUAUAAGAAAUAAACGAUAUAUUAUAUUAUGCUUCAAAUUUCCGUGCACUUUGCGGUUAUUUAUGCCAUUAAUUAUUACUUCAAACAAUAAAUAGUAACAUCAAAAAAAAAAAUAAUAAGUAAUAAAUUUGUGAUAUUUUUAUAUUUUAUUUUAAGACUUAAGUUCAUGGGUUUAAGUUAAGUGUUAGUUAUAAAUGGAAAAUGUAAAAUUAUAAUAUUUUAUGAAUAAUUAAAUAAUCAUUAUGCAUUUAUA
Molecule: messenger RNA, 1594 nt
Organism: Aphis gossypii (cotton aphid)
Lineage: Eukaryota; Metazoa; Arthropoda; Insecta; Hemiptera; Aphididae
Exons: 2
Coding region: 319-1248 (309 amino acids)
Molecular function (GO): protein binding
Source: RefSeq, a predicted model, not a curated record